AUGGCAGCAGGAGAUGUGAAACAACCUAAUGCCCAACUUUUAGCUGAUUUUGUAGCUUUUAUGGUGAUAAGGCAGGGGAGAAACUUUCAGAAAAAUAGGAACCAAGCACAAAGAGGAGCAACAGUGGGAACAAAACUUAAUAAUUCAGGGCAGAAGUUCACUAAACCACAGCAGAAGUUUAAGGCAAAGAAGAGGCAUACUCAAGAAGAUUGCUACAGAAUCAUUGGAUUUCCAGAUGAUUUUGAGUUUACCAAUCAGAAGAACUAUCAAAAUCAGAUCAAGGCAAAUGCAGUUUUAACACAUGAAAAUCAUGAGAAUCAGACAGGAGAGAAUACUGAAAACAACAAUAAUUUUGGGAAACAACUCAACAAGGAACAUGUUACAGAAAUGGUGAACAUAUAUAAGCAGGCAAAGUUGGCACAAGCAGGAAAUUUAGGAAUCAAUGCUAAUGCAGUUGCUGGUACUAUUCUAAAAUACUCAGGUGCUUCAGAACAUAUGUGUUUUGAUCCCAACUCUUUCUUAUUUCUAACUCAACUUCCUGUGCCUUUGAAUAUCAAUUUACCUAAUUCUUUCAAGGUAAUUGUUACUCAUAUGGGAAAUGUUUCUAUCCCUCCAGGUCAUGUCUUGAACAAUGUCUUACAUGUUCCAGAUUUCAAAUACAACCUAUUGUCAAUACAUAGGUUUUGCAUUCCGUUCAAAUAUGGUGUCUUAUUCACAUCUAUUGGGUGUGUAUUGCAUGGCCUUUCAAUGAAGAGUCCACAAGCUUUUAGUGAAAUUAGAGAGGGACUCUACAUAUUGGAGCCUAGUAGUCUUAAGUCUAAGAGUCUAUUCAGUAUUAAUGUAUCUUCAAUUCAAAAAGGAAGAAAUUCCAUUUCAGAGUCUAUGUCUUUUUCUAGUCCUGUUCAUGUUAAUGCAAUUCCUGAUGUUAAACUUUGGCAUGCUAGGCAGACAAAGAAACCUUUCCCUGUCAGCACCAUUAAAUCCAUAGAUAUUUUUUAUCUCAUUCAUAUAGACACAUGGGGACAUUACAAGUCUAAUACCUAUAAUGGGUUUCAGAUAUUUCCUUACUAUAGUAGAGGAACAUGGACAUUUUUGUUGUUCUCUAAGAGCAAUGCAUUUCCUAUGCUCAAAUCUUUCUUAUCCAUGGUUGAAAGACAGUUCAAAGCAAAUGUGAGAAUGAUAAGGUCUGAUAAUGCUCUAGAAUUGGGGAAAGUGACACAAGAAGCAACUUUUCUUGCUUUAGAAGAAAUCAACACACCACACCAUCCUAUUUUUUCAACUUCAAUUUUCACCACAGAACCUACCUAUUCAACCACAUUCCAAGACCAAACACAACCUACUUCUUCAGAAUAUGAUGCAACAGAUAUUCUUUCAUUACAAUCAUCAAGUCCUACUCACAUUUCUCAUCAUCAUUCAGUUUCUCCACAAUCACCAACUCCAGUCUCUCCUAGCCUAGAUCCAUCACAUACUAGGACACCUUCUUCUACACCUCAAAAACCUAUGCCAUUGAGGAGAUCAGGAAGAGUGUCUACACAACCAAUCUACCUGAAAGAUUUUAUGUGUAACAACAUCAUGUUCACAGAUCUAGCCACAACUUGUUUUACUCAACCCUGUCAACCUACUGAGUACUGUUUUUCAUCUCUCUCACCUAAUAACCAGCAUGUAAUGCAGUCCCUUUCUACCCUAACAGAACCUUCUAGUUUUAGCCAGGCUUGUCAACAUCCAGGAUCGAUAGAAGCAAUGAAUGCAGAAAUUAAAGCUCUAGAAGACAACCACGCCUGGGAUGUGGUUGAGUUGCCUAAAGAAAAAAGAGCUUUACCUUGUAGAUGGGUGUACAAGGUAAAGCACUUAUCAGAUGGCAGAAUUGAAAGGUUGAAGGCAAGGUUGGUGGUCAGGGGGGAUAUUCAAAGAGAAGGAAUAGAUUACAGUUAG
Messenger RNA from Nicotiana tabacum (common tobacco), 1932 nucleotides. Lineage: Eukaryota; Viridiplantae; Streptophyta; Magnoliopsida; Solanales; Solanaceae. The record is from RefSeq and is a predicted model, not a curated record.